Populus nigra (black poplar) is the source of this 1986-nucleotide messenger RNA. Its product is annotated as YDG domain-containing protein At5g47150-like. Lineage: Eukaryota; Viridiplantae; Streptophyta; Magnoliopsida; Malpighiales; Salicaceae. The transcript has 3 exons. Bases 121 to 1692 code for a protein of 523 amino acids. The record is from RefSeq and is a predicted model, not a curated record.
CCAAGUUUUCCAGUGAUAACAAAUUGUCUGGCCAAGAGAAGUGUUUCUGGACAGGAGCUAGCUCUCGAUUCAAUAAAUUUUGCUUAGCCUGCAUCUAAACAGGAGGAACAGUUUGCCCAAAUGUCUUCCGAGUGCAGAUCUACAUGGCCCUGCAAUUCGAGAACUUCUACUCGAUGUUUGUUGAAGUCUAAGCACAGAAGAGUAGAUGCGACUUGUGAAUUUCCCAGAGGGUGUGGAAGAUUUCCAGUUGUGAUGGACUCAAGUGAUUCUGAAGAUGGCAUUGGUGAUCAUUCACAGUUUCUAAAACAUCGUGUUGUACAAGUUGUACCAAGAAAAUACCCUCCUCCAAGGAUAUUGAAAGGAUCUUUUGUCCAGCGAGAUUUUCCUAGUGCUUUUCAGCAACAGGAUUUGCUUUCUGCUUCAAAAGAGGGUUUACAAAAAGUUGUUUCUGCUACCAAGCCUAUGGAGAAAGCUGCUGCGGAAAUUGCCGGAAGGAAAUGCCCUUCUCUAGGGAUGAACUCAAGUGAUUGUGAUGAUAUUAGUGAUCAUGGACAGUUUCCACAAAAUCCAACGAUGUCAAAAGCAUCUUCUGUCCAACGAGAUUUUUCUAGUGGUUUUGGGCGACAGGAUUUUCAUUCUGCUUCAAAAGAGGGUUUACUAAAUACUGUUUCUGCUAGCAAUCCCAAAGAGAAGGCCGCUGCAGAAGCUGCCUCAAGGAAAUGCCAUUCUCCAGGUAUAUUGACAGACUUUUUGGCCAAGCAGAUUUGUCCUGCUGCAAAACAGAAUAUGUCUUCUGUUUCUAAUGACAUUUCAACCAAUGACCGCCGGAAACAAAAGUCUGUUUCCCAAGAAAAUAUCAUAACAAAUAGUUGCGGAAAUCAGAAUACUGGUUCUGUUUCCAAUGACAUUUUUCUGCGAAAUGGGAAGAAUGCUACUAGGGUAGCAGGUUUUAGGCCGAAGAGGAGGUUUAAUGUUACUUUGGGCAACAAGGAAACUGGUCAGUGUCAUCAAAAAUCAAGUGCUCGAUGCGAUGAAGUGAAGAAGGUCUUGAGAUUGUUUCAUCAAAUACUUGCCAAGCUCUGGAAAGAAAAUGCAAGGAAGCCUAAAAUGGAGAAAGACUAUAACAUCCCUAGACAUGCAGCAUUAUUUCUUAAAGAUCACAAAAAAUGGAUUAAUACAAGCAAACGGGUAGGUCCUGUUCCUGGAGUUAACAUCGGUGACAAAUUUCGAUUUCAGGCUGAACUGAAUGUAAUUGGCCUUCAUUGUCACUUUUAUAACGGUAUAGAUUAUAUGAAGAAGAAUGGGAUCUCAUUGGCCACUAGCAUUGUCGUGUCUGAGCGGUAUGCUAAUAACAUGGAAUCUUCCAAUGUCCUCAUUUAUUCUGGUUCUGGUGGAAAUCCAGCAGUUCGAGGUCAGCUACCACUUAAAGAUCAAAAACUAGAACGAGGAAAUCUUGCAUUGAAGCACAGUAUGGAUUAUAAAACUCCUGUUCGAGUCAUUUGUAAAGUAAAGCUCAGGAGUCCUCAAGCAGCUUCCUUUGAAGGUACAUGCAAGCGCAAAAAUUUGAACCCAAUAUAUGUCUAUGAUGGUCUUUACACGGUUGAAAAAUUUUGGGAAGAAAGAGGAGAAUUUGGUAAACUUGUCUAUAAAUUCAAGUUAAAGAGAAAUUUGGAUCAACCGCAGUUACCUUGAUGAUUUAGCAAGCAAUUGAGGGCAUGUUUUGAUGGAUGAUAUUUCUAAUGGAAAAGAGAAGAUGCCAGUUCGUGUUUGGGCAUGUUUUGAUGGCUGAUAUUUCUAAUGGAAAAGAGAAGAUGCCAGUUCGUGUUUUGAAUAUGCUUGACAAUGAGAGGGCACCACUAUCAAGUUAUUUAGCAAAUGGAACUUGUAAUGUUGAAUCCUUGUUAAGUGCUUGUGAUUGGAUCGAUGGAUGCUCAUAUUCUAAAGAUUGGUCAUGAAAAAUCAAUGGAGGAGAAUUUCUUAGCAUAA